Messenger RNA from Fusarium mangiferae, 1737 nucleotides. RefSeq lists its product as uncharacterized. Gene Ontology annotation, cellular component: plasma membrane. Gene Ontology annotation, biological process: copper ion import; iron ion transport; intracellular iron ion homeostasis. The record is from RefSeq and is a predicted model, not a curated record. Bases 1 to 1737 code for a protein of 578 amino acids. The transcript has 4 exons. Lineage: Eukaryota; Fungi; Ascomycota; Sordariomycetes; Hypocreales; Nectriaceae. Gene Ontology annotation, molecular function: ferric-chelate reductase activity.
AUGUCCAGCAUUGCCCCAGAUGCCCCUGCCAGCGGGUCUGCUGCUGCUCCGACCCAGAGCAGUCCUCCUCCACCUACUCAGGCACAAUUGAUGGCAAUAUUCGCAGCCCGAGCGAAAAAUGACCAUGACGCUAUGAUAUUAUAUGCAGCUGUUCUUGCUGCUUUAAUCGGUCUCUUCACUAUUGUUCAUAUCUUCGUGUACUUGUGGCGAAAGUCAAGCCUUGCCCAGGUUUCGGCUACUGUUCCACCCCCUUUCAACUACUCAGAAAGUAUAAAACGUCUCUUAUUGCGAAAAGUCCCUGGUGCACCAUCGCUGGGUCACGCUCUCCUUUACAUCACCUAUCUUGGACUUAACGUCGGUCUCGUUUUCGUAUACACCGACGAUAGUAUACUGCCACUACAUGUCAUCGUCGCAGCUCGAACUGGAUGGCUGGCCAUCGCGAAUCUUUGCUUGACAGUGUUCCUCAGUCUUAAGAUCACGCCGCUUGGUUUUCUUGUAGGAUGGACCUACGAGCGGCUGAACCCAUUUCACAGAGUGUCGGGGUUAAUGACCUUCAUUCUCGUCCUUGUUCAUGCGGCUUCAUAUUCAUCCUUCUUCCUGGAACAGCAAAAUGCUGCGCGUCUACGGGUACUAGACGAGAUCUUCGGCAUUGUCGCCGGCUUCACUCUUUUCACAGUGGUGGCUGUUGCCUUGACCUUGCAGCGUCGACGUUACGAGCUCUUUUAUGUUCUGCAUGUUCUCUUUUUUAUUGCAUCCUUGGUGUUCAUAUGCCUUCAUCAUCCAACUGCGGCUGAGAGGGUUAUCAUCCCCAUCAGUGUAGCCGCUGGAAUAUGGUUUUUCGAUCGCCUAGCACGAGCAUCUAGGUUAGUGUACCACGGUGUUAACAACUCCGCAACACUACAGCCACUGGCCAGUGGCGGCACGAGGGUCAUUAUGCGAAAGAAUCUAUCGGGCGCAAGGUCUGGGCAGCACGCAUUUCUCUGGAUCCCUGGGGUCCGGUUGUUUGAGUCUCAUCCCUUUACCAUUGUGAACACGCAACCACUUGAGUUUCUGAUUGAGGCUCGUGACGGUUUCACUCGCGACCUGCAUGAUUACGCCGUCAAAAAUUCGGGGGUGACACUGAAAGCAUCUGUCGAAGGGCCUUACGGACAAAUACCGGAACCCGCUCUUUACGACAAAAUAUUGAUCUUUGCUGGUGGUAGUGGCGCAACUUUCGGAAUUGGUAUUGCACUUCAACUUCUGAAAGAUCUUGGCAACAUUAUCAAAAGAGAUAUCACAGUGGUUUGGGUUAUGAGAAAUCCAGAUCUUUUGGAAUGGUUUUCAUUUCACAUCGAACACCUCGCCCGCGCCCAGGGAUUCAAAGUCUUGAUCCACAUUACUGACCAAAUAGAGCUUAGUAAGAUUGUUUUCAGUGACCAGGCAGCGCCGGCGACAAGAGACUCUCCAGAAGGGACACUUGUCUCAGAAGGGCAAUUGGGAACGACAUUGACGGAUGAUACACCCAGUCAGUCCGAUGCUCAACGAGGCUUUAUGUAUGCGACUCCGAUCCACUUCGGACGUCCUCAAGUUGACGACAUUGUCGCCCAAACUAUAGAGGGCAUGCCUGCAAGUUCACGAGUAUUGGUUUUGGGAUGUGGACCUCCCAGUUUGUUGCAAGACAUGAGGCAGUCGACCACUUCCCGAAUGACCCCAAAUGGUGCUGGGAUAUCUCUUCAAUUUGAGCAAUUCGGAUGGUGA